UGAACAGGCUGCAUAAACUGUACCUACGUACCCAGGAAUUUGCGACACUUGUUACCACUGCAGUGCAGCUGUAGGGGGACAUGGCGCGACGAGCGAGAGAGCGAGAGCAGUGAUGGAAGGGAACUAAUCGUGUAAGAGCAGACUUUAGAAGAGAAUCCAAUAAUCAACAUGUCUAGCAAAAGGGCAAAAACAAAGACGGCCAAGAAGCGCCCUCAGCGCGCAACCUCCAAUGUAUUUGCAAUGUUUGAUCAGUCACAGAUUCAAGAAUUCAAAGAAGCCUUCAACAUGAUUGAUCAGAACAGAGAUGGCUUCAUUGACAAAGAAGACCUGCAUGACAUGCUCGCUUCCCUUGGAAAGGAUCCCACUGAUGCAUAUCUAGAUGCCAUGAUGAAUGAAGCUCCAGGCCCCAUUAAUUUUACUAUGUUUCUUACAAUGUUUGGUGAGAAGUUAAAUGGCACAGAUCCAGAAGAUGUAAUCAGAAACGCUUUUGCUUGUUUUGAUGAAGAGGCAACAGGGUUCAUUCAGGAAGAUUACCUGAGAGAGCUGCUAACAACAAUGGGAGACAGGUUUACAGAUGAAGAAGUAGAUGAGCUAUAUAGAGAAGCACCAAUUGACAAAAAGGGAAAUUUCAAUUACAUUGAAUUCACACGCAUCCUUAAACAUGGAGCAAAAGACAAAGAUGAUUGAACAAAACUGUAGACAACUUCUUGUUUUCACUCAUGUUUAUUUCUCAGGGGUUUUGUUUUGUUUUUUUGUUUUGUUUUGUUUUGCUGGUAGAACCUGUUGCAUGCAAUUUAGCUUCACAACUUUUGCCUUUCUCCAUGAAUUUCUGGAUUUCAUGCCAUUAUGGCACACUUGCACCUCUGUAACCAGACUGGAAGUGGGGGGGAGAUUUUAUUGUAAUGAAAAAGAUUUUGGGGUAAAGAUCAGUGAAUGUGAAGGUUUAGGGGAAAAUACCUAUUUCUGGAUUUUUACAUUUUUAUAAUAAAUAUCAUUUUG
Messenger RNA from Pelodiscus sinensis (Chinese soft-shelled turtle), 999 nucleotides. RefSeq names its product myosin regulatory light chain 2, smooth muscle minor isoform-like. The record is from RefSeq and is a predicted model, not a curated record. NCBI's taxonomy places the organism in Eukaryota, Metazoa, Chordata, Testudines, Trionychidae. Gene Ontology annotation, molecular function: calcium ion binding.